AACCUCUCUCAUGACUCAUGAGGCUAGAGCCUCCAGCAUAUGCUCUUCCUGCAACCCCUCCCUCUCUCGCUCCCCCCUUCUCUCUCUCUGCACCAUGAAUAAUUUCGCCUCACUCUCUUCUGUCUAGAUUUCUGCGCCUUUGCCAAUUGGUGGGCGGCCCACCUCGGUGCUCGUGCUCCCGGCGCCCACUCUGGUGGCGGACAGCAUCGAAGCUUGAUAGUGUUGCCGAGGUUUUGAGAGGCGAAAGAUUGGGUUUUUGGUUGGGUUUUCCUGGUUCUGGGAAUCGCCCUCUCGGUUAAUCUCUCUUGCGGGGGAGUCUUUGGGUCUGGUUGGAGCAAGGAGUUGCUAGCCCAACUCUGCCGAAUCCCCGCUCCUUGGCUCCGAUUUGGAGAUUUCUUGCUGCGGUUCUUCUUCCUCCCAUUUUCGGUUCUUGCCGUGAACAGAGAGGGGGGGAGUUCGCUCUAGGGAUUUGAAGUGGCAUUCUGAUUUGGAUGAUUCUUCUCCCUUUUCUUGGCCCUUCUUCAAAGGUUGCCGUUUGCACAAGGCCAAGGCGACGCUCGUAGAUUUGAGAGAGAUCGGGGAUUCUGGAGUUCAGUCUGGGAAGUUGAAAGCUUGCUUUUUUUUUACUGUUACAAAGAUCGAUUUCGGUCAUUUGGGGAAAUCCUGGUGUGAGCUUUUGAGGCUGAAGGGAGCUAAUGGCGUCGAUAUCAGAUAGCGAGACGACCAACCAUGGGAGCAUGUGGGAGUUGGAUCAGGAUCUUGAUGAGCCCAUGGAUGAGGAGGCUAGCCGGCUGAAGAACAUGUACAGAGAGAAGAAGUUUUCUUCAGUUUUGUUACUGCGGCUUGCAUUUCAGAGCCUUGGUGUAGUCUUUGGUGACUUAGGUACAUCACCAUUGUAUGUUUUCUUCAAUAUCUUUCCGCAUGGGGUCGACAAUGAUGAGGAUGUUAUCGGAGCUCUUUCGUUGAUCAUUUACACCCUCACGCUCAUUCCUCUGAUGAAGUAUGUUUUUGUAGUAUUGCGGGCAAAUGAUAAUGGUCAAGGUGGAACCUUUGCCCUUUAUUCUCUACUUUGCCGGCAUGCGAAGGUCAGCACUAUACCCAACCAACAUAAGACCGAUGAAGAACUAACAACAUAUAGCCGACAGACUUAUGAGGAGAAUUCACUUGCAGCAAAAGUAAAGGGAUGGCUAGAGAGGCAUGCAUAUACAAAGAACUGUCUUCUUAUUCUCGUUCUCAUUGGUACCUGUACUGCCAUUGGAGAUGGGAUCCUUACUCCUGCUAUAUCAGUUCUCUCUGCAACAGGUGGGAUCAGAGUUCAGAAUCCAAAGAUGAGUACAGAUGUGGUUGUAGUUGUUGCGGUGAUCAUAUUAAUAGGCUUAUUCAGCAUGCAACACUACGGUACAGAUAAAGUUGGAUGGCUCUUUGCACCGUUAGUGCUCCUUUGGUUUAUUCUAAUUGGGAGUGUUGGGGCAUUCAACAUACACAAGUACAACAGUUCAGUUCUGAAGGCAUAUAACCCAGUCUAUAUCUACCGGUUUCUCCAGCGAGGAAAGUCGAUCUCGACCUCCCUUGGAGGAGUCAUGCUUAGCAUCACAGGGACCGAAGCAUUAUUUGCUGAUCUAUGUCAUUUUCCUGUAUUAGCUAUUCAGAUUGCUUUCACUGUAGUGGUGUUUCCUUGCCUUCUCCUGGCGUACACUGGGCAGGCUGCUUAUAUUAUUGCCAACAAGGACCAUGUAGCCGAUGCCUUCUAUCGCUCCAUUCCAGAUGCCAUAUACUGGCCAGCCUUCAUUAUUGCAACUCUUGCAGCAAUAGUUGCGAGCCAAGCCACCAUAUCUGCAACUUACUCAAUUAUAAAGCAGGCUCUUGCGCUGGGCUGUUUUCCCCGUGUGAAUGUUGUACACACCUCAAAAAAGUUCCUUGGUCAGAUUUACAUCCCUGACAUCAAUUGGGUACUUAUGAUUCUUUGCAUUGCUGUGACCACUGGUUUCAAGAACCAAAGCCAGAUAGGAAAUGCAUACGGCACUGCAGUUGUGAUAGUUAUGCUGGUAACAACAUUCCUCAUGGUCCCAAUAAUGCUGCUGGUAUGGAAGAGCCACUGGAUCAUUGUUGUCACCUUCCUCGUGCUAUCGUUGAUGGUGGAGUUCCCAUACUUCACAGCCUGCAUUAACAAGGUAGACCAAGGUGGUUGGGUCCCACUUGUCGUUGCAAUCACUUUCUUCAUCAUCAUGUAUGUGUGGCAUUUCUGCACCGUAAAGCGGUAUGAAUUUGAGUUGCACAGCAAGGUCUCCAUGGCCUGGAUUCUCGGACUCGGGCCGAGCCUUGGCCUUGUUAGGGUCCCUGGGAUCGGCUUUGUUUACACCGAGCUGGCAAGUGGUGUUCCGCAUAUCUUCUCCCAUUUCAUCACCAACCUCCCUGCCAUCCACUCAGUUGUCGUCUUCGUGUGUGUAAAGUAUCUUCCAGUGUACACUGUCCCAGUCGAAGAGCGGUUUGUCAUGAAGAGGAUUGGGCCAAAGAAUUUCCACAUGUUUCGUUGUGUCACGAGGUAUGGGUACAAGGACGUCCACAAGAAAAAUGACGACUUUGAGAAGAUGCUUCUUGACAGGCUCAUGGUCUUUGUCAGACUGGAGAGCAUGAUGGAUGGCUAUUCUGAUUCUGAGGACUUCACCAUGACGGAGCACAAAACUGAGAGAUCCACCAAUGCAUUGCAGCUGACUGAAAAGGCUGGGAGCAACACAAUGUGUUCCGCUGCUGACCUGAGCUACUCUUCACAGGAUUCCAUUGUACCGGCCAAGUCACCCCUCACGGGGAACAGCUUGACAGGGUACUCGAUCCAGACAUUCGACGAUGAACUGGAGUUCCUGAACAGCUGCAAGGAUGCGGGCGUUGUGCACAUCCUCGGCAACACCAUCGUCCGAGCGCGGAGGGAUUCAGGGAUUAUCAAGAAGAUUGUUGUGGAUCAUCUAUAUGCCUUCCUUAGGAAGGUAUGCAGAGAGCACAGUGUGAUAUUCAAUGUUCCCCAUGAAAGCCUUCUCAAUGUAGGCCAGAUAUACUAUAUAUGAGACCAUCUUUUUGUUUCCUUAUGUUCGAAGUGAGCAGUUAACUGUGUAGGGCCGCUGAAAGUUGUACUGAUCAGCUCUGGAGUUAGCUUUGUUCGUCAUUUUGUUCUCGUCACAAACCAUUUAUUUUGCAGA
Molecule: messenger RNA, 3191 nt
Organism: Brachypodium distachyon (stiff brome)
Lineage: Eukaryota; Viridiplantae; Streptophyta; Magnoliopsida; Poales; Poaceae
Product: putative potassium transporter 12
Exons: 9
Coding region: 696-3059 (787 amino acids)
Biological process (GO): potassium ion transmembrane transport
Cellular component (GO): membrane
Molecular function (GO): potassium ion transmembrane transporter activity
Source: RefSeq, a predicted model, not a curated record